Molecule: messenger RNA, 3309 nt
Organism: Culicoides brevitarsis
Lineage: Eukaryota; Metazoa; Arthropoda; Insecta; Diptera; Ceratopogonidae
Gene: capt
Biological process (GO): cytoskeleton organization; cell morphogenesis; actin filament organization
Cellular component (GO): cytoplasm
Molecular function (GO): adenylate cyclase binding; actin binding
Source: RefSeq, a predicted model, not a curated record
AUGUUCUCGAGUUGUUGUCGGUGCGUCAACAAGAAGGCCGUAUUGAAGGAUGAGCAAUUAAGUGAAAACGAGAGUGACGAUAGCAAAAGUGAAAAAGUGCCGGAAGACAGUAAUCUGAUACGGAAGAUACCGUUGCGAGAUCCGAAUGCGGCGACAAAUGGUGUCAAAGUCACGGAAGAAUCUGCCGCCGUGAACGUCAUUGAUACGGUGAUAAAAGAAGAGGCAGAAGAAGAUAUCACUUCACCACCUUCGUCAGAUCCGGCUUCGUUAAUCGACAAAAAUGACAUUAUCGUCGAGGAAGACGAGAAAAAUGGCGUAAAUGGUGAUGCGAGUGUCAGAAGUGACUCGAAAGCGAACACACUGAAUGCCGUGAGCAAUGCAUCGAGCAACAUAUCGGACGAGGAAAAGCAAAAAAUACUCGAGUUGCAACAGCAGGCCAGCACGGAUAACGAAGAUGAUGCACUCGAUUCAAUCGCAAAAGAUCCAGACAAUAUUGUUGAUAAUAAAAGUACCACAAGUAGUAGCAAUAAUAGCAAUAACGAGCAUGUAAAGACAGAUGUUGUCACGAGCGACGAGAAUCUCAGUACGUCGAACGAGAACACGGACGACACCGUCAAGGAAAUUAGUUGUGCCGAAAAUGUGGCUGCAACCACCACAGUUGUCGCCACAAUCGAAACCAAGCCAAGCAAGAGUAACGAUACCAGUGAUAAUUCCAUCGAGCAUUCCUCGAGUCUCGAAGUGAACCAGUUGCCCUCAAUUGAUGCCAGUCAUCACGACGAAGACCAAAGUUUCGACGAAAGUUCCAUUCAAUCGUCGAAUUUCCCCACUCCGCCGCCGCCAAUUUGUCAUGUGCCACCAAACAGCUUCGAGGCAAGUAGUUUUGAGAUUCCGCCAGAUUUAAUCGAUUGCGAUGAAGAUGACGAUGGGCCCCGUGAAUACAUUGUGACGUUCGAGGAAGGCUUUGAUGCGGCACUUCAGCGAAAAGGAAGCAUUUUGUCGCGCGGUGGCUCACGAUCGUCCAUCAAGAAGAAGGUCAAUUAUAACACGAGUGACGAAGUGAUUCCGGCAACGCCUGAAAUUCCGCCGCCGCCACCCGAAGAGGAAGAUAACGACGAAGUUUUUUCGGAUUCGGUGCCGCCAAUGUUGCCAAGAGGUGAUAUGUGUACGCCGUUUUUGACGAAACGCGGAUCGAUUCCGGGACUUGCGGCAUUGCCUGAUUGGUUCAGGGAGGAAAAAUUAUUAUCUGACAGGGAAUUGGGUGGGAUUUUGGAGCCACCAACUACGCCAAUCGGUCGUGAUGAGGUCGCCCUCAAGCGUCAUCGUUUCUUCUCCGACUUGAUAUCAGCGGCACAGGCAGCUGCCGAGCAUCGUGUCAGUUUUGAUCCACUUGGACCGUUUGUGGCAGAUGUGCCGCCGAAGCCAGAAGAGAAUGGAAACGAAGAUUGUGAUCCAGCGACGAAGCAAACCUCCAGCAACGAACUCGAAAGUUUAAUUGGUCGUCUCGAACGUCUCGUAGAUCGACUUGAACGUACCGUGUCCGCACGCGAACUUGAAUACACGACGCAAUUACUGCAAACUGUGCAAACCGUUGCGGCAGUCACUCGUGCCAAAGACAAUCAUCACGGCCAUAUCUUGCAGCGUGGUGGGACAAUCGAAGAAGACACCUUGAAGUCGCUGAGCAACAACAAUAGUAUUAGUGGUGACGUCAUCGAGCAACGUGUAGCGAGCUUAGAAGAGUCAGCGAGUCAGAUAAAUUGCACGGACGACGAUCUCUUGUGUCAAAUACCGACCGUAGUUGAGGAAGCGCUAAACUAUAAGAAAUCCGACAACAUGAGCGUAAUGGCGUAUCAGGACAUCAUGAUGGGUCCCUUGGCCCAGUACUUGGCGUUAUCGGCUAAAAUUGGCGGCGAUGUCGCUACACAAGCGGAUUUCGUGAAGAAGGCUUUCGAUGCGCAACUCGCCUUCGUGACACUUGCCACGGAAAGUGCCAAGCCCUCGGAUGCCGAUUUGCCGCGUUUGUUGCAACCGACCUCCGAACAAAUUAACAACAUCCAAACGUACCGCGAAAAGCAUCGCACGUCGCCCUUCUUCAAUCACUUGUCCGCCAUCAGCGAGAGUAUUCCGGCUCUCGGAUGGGUUUGCGUCAGUCCCACGCCCGGACCACAUGUCAAGGAGAUGAACGAUGCCGGCCAGUUUUACACGAAUCGUGUAUUGAAGGACUGGAAGGAGAAGGAUCAAACACAUGUCGAAUGGGUACGUGCCUGGAUCCAAACUCUCACCGAAUUGCAAGCGUUCAUCAAGCAAUAUCACACCACGGGACUCGUUUGGAGUGGCAAAGGCAAAGCUUCCGUGCCAGCUGGCGUUCCUCCUCCACCCCCAGGUGGCAUGCCACCACCACCUCCGCCAAUUUCCGCCAUGGGAGAUCUUUCUGUAUCGAAUGGUGGCGAUAAUGAUCGCAGUGCAUUGUUCGCUGCCAUCAAUUGUGGCGAAGCAAUCACGAGUAACUUGAAAAAGGUCACGUCGGACAUGCAAACGCACAAAAAUCCUAAUUUGCGUUCCGGUCCCGCACCGUAUAAGGCUCCGCAACCGUUCAAACCGACCGGUCCGAAGCCAUUUGUGGCACCGCAACAAGACGACAAACCGCCCGUCUUCAAUCGCGACGGCAAAAAAUGGCUCAUCGAGUACCACAAAAACAACCCGAACUUGUUGGUGGAAAACGCUGAGAUGAAUAACGUCGUUUACAUGUUCAAGUGCACCAACUCGACGCUCCAAAUCAAGGGAAAGAUCAACAGUGUCGUCAUGGACUCGUGCAAAAAGUGCUCCGUUGUCUUUGAUUCACUCGUCUCUUCCGUUGAAUUCGUCAACUGUCAAAGUGUUCAAAUGCAGGUCCUUGGCAAAGUGCCUACAAUCUCAAUUGACAAAACUGACGGUUGUCAAAUGUAUUUGUCGAAAGACUCGUUGGACGUUGAGGUUAUCAGCUCCAAAUCUUCCGAGAUGAAUGUGAUGAUCCCACAACCCAAUGGAGAUUACACUGAACAGCCAAUUCCGGAACAAUUCAAAACAACUGUCAAAGGAACAUCAUUGAACACCACCUUUGUCGAGAGCUUGGGCUAAACGAUGUGUGUUGUAAAACUUUGAUUUUACUCUCGAGAUUCAUCGUCGAGCACACAAACGAUUCAAAAUAAAAACACUACAUACAAAAAUAUUACAAAUUUAGGAUAUUUUUUGUCAUUUACACUCUUUUUUUAAUAUCAUAAAACUUAAAAAUUUAUGUAUUUACGAGGAAAUUAAUAUAAUAUUUAUAAGAUU